GUGCUCGUACGUUGAGAGGCGGCGCGUGAGGAGAGGUUAAAGUUGACGCUUCCGGCCGGUGUCUCUCUUCAGCUCUCCGCUCCCCGCAGACAGUCCUUCACUCCGCACAGCCAUGUCCAACGUCGCCGAUACCAAACUAUACGACAUUCUUGGGGUCUCCCCCUCUGCCUCCGAAAACGAGCUGAAAAAGGCUUAUCGGAAAUUAGCAAAGGAAUAUCACCCUGACAAAAACCCAAAUGCUGGAGAUAAAUUCAAAGAGAUUAGCUUUGCUUAUGAAGUACUAACUAACCCAGAGAAGAAGGAUUUGUACGACCGUUAUGGGGAACAGGGUUUGCGAGAAGGUGGCUGUGGAGGAGGCGGGAUGGAUGACAUCUUUUCCCAUAUCUUUGGCGGCGGUCUCUUCGGCUUCAUGGGUGGACAGGGUCGGAGCAGGAACGGAGGGCGGCGGAGAGGGGAAGAUAUGGUCCACCCCCUGAACCCCAAUGUUCUGUGUAGCACUUGUAAUGGUCAAGGCGGGAAGUCUGGUGCAGUCCAGAAGUGCACAGCCUGCAGGGGGCGUGGUAUGCGCAUUAUGAUCAGACAACUGGCUCCUGGCAUGGUCCAACAGAUGCAGUCAGUGUGCACUGAUUGUAACGGUGAAGGUGAGGUGAUCAGUGAGAAGGAUCGCUGCAAAAAGUGUGAGGGGAAGAAGGUGAUUAAAGAGGUGAAGAUUCUGGAAGUGCAUGUGGAUAAAGGUAUGAAGCACGGACAGAAGAUCACCUUCGGCGGGGAGGCUGACCAAGCACCUGGAUUAGAACCUGGAGACAUUGUCCUGGUUCUGCAGGAAAAAGAUCAUGAGACGUUCAGAAGAGAAGGCAACGACUUGCACAUGACCCAUAAGAUCGGCCUUGUUGAAGCACUUUGUGGUUUCCAUUUCACAUUGAAACACUUAGAUGGUAGACAGAUUGUGGUGAAAUACCCAGCUGGUAAAGUCAUUGAGCCAGGUUCAGUCAGAGUUGUUAGAGGAGAGGGCAUGCCACACUACCGUAACCCCUUCGAGAAGGGUGACCUGUUCAUCAAGUUUGACGUGCAGUUCCCAGACAACAAUUGGUUAAGCCCAGAGAAGCUGUCGGAGUUGGAGGACUUGUUGCCCACACGAGCUGAUCCACCAGUCAUCUCUGGAGACGCAGAGGAAGUGGACCUGCAGGAGUUUGUAAGCCAGAGCUCCUCUGGUGGUCACCGCCGUGAGGCAUACAACGACAGCUCGGAUGAAGAAGGAGGGCAUCACGGUCCUGGCGUGCAGUGUGCCCAUCAGUAACUACAGCAAAUAUCUUGUCCGGCUCCAACAGCGGGGAUUAAAAAAAUGAUCUAGUUGCACAACAAACAGGUGUUUAUAAUCUGAUUCAGGGCUGCCUUAAAUGAUGAGAAUUACAUACAGCCAUUCCUGUCCACCCGAUUCCCUUGUAGUAAACGCACAGAUGAUCCCGCAUCUAGUAACUCUUUCUUGCCCCUCAUCCUCUCCCUGCGGCCCUUUAGAGGCAACCCCAGUUCAAAGAGAAAAGGGUAAUUGCUACGUACUUUGUGUAACUUGCAUUUUUUUCUUGUCAUAGUAUUCACAAAUUUAAAUCUAACCAUAAAACAUUUUUGGCCCUGGACUUGAGACUUUUUUGUUGUUGUUGGAGAGCAAUGACCUAACUGAAGAGGAGUUGAGAGAUCCUAAAACAACAAAAUAGAAAUGGGACAUUAUCACCAAUCCAUUUUUAGGUUUGUUUGUAUCGGUGCGCAAUUUUUACCACUUUAUUUUAUUUGUAAACUUUUUUUUUUUCCUUUCUUUUGGUAUUUUAAUUGGAACAAGAGACUAUAACAUGUAUAAAAUAAAUGAUUGUCAUUUAAGCUUUGUAUCAGCUGCUGUCACAUUUGAGUGUUUUAUGUUUUGUUUUGAAAUAGUUGGAAUAAAAUCAAUUGCCUAUCUGUCAGCAAUCCAGGUGCAUGUUGAACAUUUUGGUCCCUUCACUGAUUGAAAGAGAGAGAUGUGCAUAAUGAAAUGAGUGGAGGAAAAAGCACCUUUAUUAUAGGCUUAUAUCUUCUGUGAAAAAGUUUGAGUUGUUGAAUAAAAUGUCCUUCAAUAUCUCCUCAA
Messenger RNA from Sinocyclocheilus anshuiensis, 2116 nucleotides. It is a transcript of the gene dnaja2a, whose product is annotated as DnaJ heat shock protein family (Hsp40) member A2a. Gene Ontology annotation, molecular function: Hsp70 protein binding. The transcript is spliced from 9 exons. The record is from RefSeq and is a predicted model, not a curated record. Bases 113 to 1297 code for a protein of 394 amino acids. Lineage: Eukaryota; Metazoa; Chordata; Actinopteri; Cypriniformes; Cyprinidae. Gene Ontology annotation, biological process: protein folding.